This is a messenger RNA of Diuraphis noxia (Russian wheat aphid), 1344 nucleotides long. It is a transcript of the gene Amnionless, whose product is annotated as amnion associated transmembrane protein. Gene Ontology annotation, biological process: receptor-mediated endocytosis; intracellular protein localization. The record is from RefSeq and is a predicted model, not a curated record. Lineage: Eukaryota; Metazoa; Arthropoda; Insecta; Hemiptera; Aphididae. Gene Ontology annotation, cellular component: apical plasma membrane; endocytic vesicle.
UGAGUGUGUGUUUGAGCCCAAAGCGGCACUAUUAUAAUAUUAUUUCAAUAACGUUCUCGAUCCGCGUUCAAAUAUUACAAUAUUUUAAAUAAUCAUGUCGUCGUCGUAGCCGUACAUAUUUUGUUGCAUUCUCUGUUGCUGCGUCGCGAUCGCAGCAUAUAGAACAAUAAUAUUAUUAUGACGUCAUCGUCGACGGCAAUCGUCGUAGUCGCUGCAGCUCUCCUUUCGUUUUCAGGCGGCGCCGUGGACGCCGUGGCCAAGCAGUGGACGCCCAACGUAGACUUUGAGGCACCCCGCAACUGGGACGCGGGACACGUCCCCACGCCCGUGGACGUGGCCGCAUUCCAGAAGGACACUUUGGUCCCGGUGGUGGUACCGACCACGGGUGUAGACGUGUGCGAGGUCGUGUUGCCGUUCAACGGUCAGCUGAUCUUGGAGCCCAAUUCCCGCGUUGUCAUUUCCUCGUCGUCCCAAGCGAUGGGUGGUUGCACGGGACAGACUGUGACGUUUAAGCAAAAUGCCCCAAUGGAAUGGGUUGAUCCGGACAACUGGUCAAUUGAGAAUUUUAACAUAGCAACGCCACACGUGGAACGAAUACCGUGCGUGCACGAUACCGUUGUGUUCAACCCCGGUCAUUCGUUUUCAGUCAUUGUGCCCGACGAUCCGAUCACAAUCGGAUCAAUGAAGUACGGAAACCAAACGUUCAGUCAAAACGAAUUGAACGAAUUUCUUUUGUCGGACGUCGGCGAUCAGGAACUGAAGRGUUCUUCCACCGACAACGAUGUAUCCAUUACUCUGACUUCGACUUCCUGCGAAGACAACACAGGAUGUGAAUGCGGUACCCAACAACUUUUCGACCAAGUAUGCAAAGUGGCCUCAAAACGCUGUGAUAGUAAAUUGGGCUGCAUAAGUCCAGUGAAACCGAUUGGCCAUUGUUGUUGGACUUGUGGUGAGAUUUUUAAUAAACAAUACAAUAUGAUUGUCAUACUUUGUAYAGUGAUACAAUUAUUUAUUCGAUUUGAAUUAGUUGUUGAUUCUUUUAAGAAUACACUAUUGUCCGGAUCCAGGUCUAGUGCUGGAGCUGUGUUCGUCAAAUUCAAAAAUGAUACCAACGACGCUGUGGAACUAAUCGACGAAGACGUCCGAUUGCAGCGUAAGACUUCGUUCGACAACCCCACUUAUGGAGCUGUGGAGAGUAUGAACAAAUCGCAGUUGGCACGUAAAUUGCGUCUGUCCAGUGUAUUUUGCGCCGGAAGGUUUCUCGUUGGAGCGUGGACCGCGAAAAAGGGACUUGCUUGUCCGCCCACGUCUCGGUUGUCCGCCCGGAGCGCUGAUCCCGGAUAG